Molecule: messenger RNA, 342 nt
Organism: Ambispora gerdemannii
Lineage: Eukaryota; Fungi; Glomeromycota; Glomeromycetes; Archaeosporales; Ambisporaceae
Source: the annotation of a GenBank genome assembly
AUGUGCGUCAAAAAUGCAGGAGAUGCUAACGAGAAAGAGACGGUGUGCGGAUUAGUAUCACCAUUACCAUCAGGACCAUCAUCAGCACCAACAGCGCCAACAGCGCCAACAGUACCAACUGUACCAACUGUACAAACGCCAACAAAAGCACCUACAAGUAACACUAUUGGAUCAUCCGGCGGUCCUUCUACUCCAGGUUUUUCACCCUCAAAAUCCUCAACCAAUCUUACACCCACACAAACUUCUAGUGGUGCCAGAAUACUUUCAAUAGAAUUAUUCGGGUUAUGGAUUGGGUAUAGUGGUAUUUCCAUUGCUGGUCUCUUCAUUAUGGUGUUUGGAUAA